AUGUCACGAUUCUUCAGACAAGCUGGCGACUCAGAUUCGGACUCUGAUGAGUCUGAGGAGCUCAUGUCCAGCGACGAGGAGGCCCCCACCACGAAAACCACCACCACGAAGACGGCCAUGUCUCAAUUCUUGCGUACAGCUGGAUCGGAUUCGUCGAGUGACUCGAGUUCGGAUGAGGAGGACAGCGACGACGACGAUAGUGAUGCCCCCAAGAAGAAGAAGAAGGGACUGCCGAGGGCUAGUGACACGGACGAUAGUGACAGCGACGAUGAGGGCAAGCCUGGAAAGAUUAUCAGUGCUGCAGAGAAGCGUGUGCAGGAGAUGGAAGGCACGGGGAAAGCCAUGGAUAAUGCCAUGAAAAUAAAUGACUGGGUGGCCAUAUCCAACGAAUUCGACAAGCUGAUACGUAUGGUUCAACGCCAGAGCACUGUUUCUGAGCCCCUCCCCCCGUUCUUCCUCAAAACUAUAGCCAGUCUUGAGACUUCGGUCACCAACACCAUUGCGAAGGAGAAGGAGGCGAAGAAGAAGAUGAACGCUACCAACGCGAAGGCCUUGACAGCGAUGAGGCAGAAAGUCAAGAAGACUUUGAAGGAAUACGAGAAGGAGUUGAAACAAUACCAAGCCGACCCGGAGACGUUCGAGCGCGACUACCUUGCCACGAUUACUAGGGACACGGCUCCCCCACAGAGAGCGCCGAGGGUGAGAGUAGUCGAGGGUGACGACGAGGACUUCACCACUGUUGUGCCGAAGGGCGUAAAGGCUAUGCAGUUCACGUCGGAAAGUAUAUACAAGAAUCUACAGUCCGUCCAAGAAGCUCGCGGAAAGAAGAAUACCGACCGCGCCGAACAAAUCAAGAUUCUAGAGAAACUCUUGGAGGUUGCUGUCACCUCAUACCAGCGUAUUCGCGUCCUUCUUGCCUUAAUCUCCUCACGUUUCGACUACAACUCAUCUGUGGCCUCCCACAUGCCUGUGGAUCUGUGGAUAUCCGCUCAACGUGAAGUCGACCAACUUGUCUCGAUUGUGGCCGCCGAUUCUUCUUAUUCUAUUCAAGAAAUCACUGAAGACUACGACGAGCUGAUCGAGCGGACACCGAGCGGAGAAAAGGACGGCGUCGUCCGUAUCCGUGGCAGUAUCAUCAGUUUCGUAGAUCGACUGGAUGACGAAUUCACGAAGAGCCUCCAAAACAUCGACCCUCACGGGACGGAAUACGUUGAAAGAUUGAAGGACGAAAAAGUGCUAUACUGCACGAUAUGUAGGGCUCAGGCCUUCUAUGAACAAUCAAAACAAGACGAUCCUCUUGGAAGAGUUGUUAUGAGACGUUUAGAGCGUAUUUAUUCAAAGCCCGACGCCGUUGUUCAAGCUUUGGAAUCCGCCGCGGAGCAGUCCGAUAUUAAGCCUUCCAUGUCCCUUUCAAAGCAGGGCAGUUCGUCGGGCUUGAUACAUGUUCUAUGCGUCUACCUGUACAAGGCUGGAAACUCUUUGCUGCGGACUCGCGCAAUGCUCAGCCACAUCUACCAUCACGCGCUGCACAACGAUUUCCACAGUGGUCGCGAUAUGUUGUUGAUGUCACAUCUGCAAGAAUCUAUCCAUUCCGCCGAUGUUGCAACUCAAAUUAUGUACAAUCGUACUGUUGUUCAACUGGGUCUCUGUGCUUUCCGAUGUGGCCUCAUCAAAGAAGCUCAGGCUACGCUGCAGGAUAUCUUCACCACUCAACGUGUGAAGGAGCUUCUUGCGCAAGGUGUCCACCAACAACGCUUCCAAACACUGUCACCGGAGCAAGAAAAGGCCGAGAGGCAGCGACAACUACCCUUCCACAUGCACAUCAAUACUGAGCUCCUUGAAGCUGCCUUCCUUGUGUCGAGCAUGCUUGUUGAAAUUCCGCUGCUCGCUAGCAUUGAUUCGGAAGAGCUGAAACGAAAGGCGAUAUCCAAGCCAUUCCGACGGUUGCUCGACUUCGCCGAUCGUCAAGUCUUCACAGGUCCUCCCGAGAGUACUCGAGAUCAUAUCAUGCAAGCAAGCAAGGCGCUUCAGGAUGGCGAAUGGGAACAUUGUCGGGACUUGAUCCAAAGCAUCAAGAUUUGGAGCUUGAUGCCCGAAGCUGCUUCUGUCAAAGAGAUGCUGGCGAAACGCAUCCAAGAGCAGGGACUCCGAACAUAUCUCUUCACUUACGCACCCCAUUACACAACUCUAUCCCUCUCCCUUCUCUCCCGCACAUUCUCCCUCCCAUUACGCACCGUCACCUCCAUCGUGUCAAAAAUGAUCUGGAGCGAAGAACUCUCGGCUUCGCUUGAUCAAGCCCAAGGUGUCGUUGUGUUCCAUCGCAUCGAGUUCUCCAGAGCACAGCAACUUGCGCAGACUGUAGCUGAUAAAGUCGCUGCGAUGGUUGAGCAGAACGAGAAGGCUUUGGAUGCUAAGAUGGGUGUUACGACUGGUUGGGGCGAUCGCCAGGGCGCCGACAAAGGCGAAAAGCGUGGAGAACAAACGCAGGAACGGAGAGGACGUGGGGAUCGCACCAGAGGUGCUCGAGGUGGAAUGCGGGGGCGUGGAUCACGAUUUGCUCAGGGUUUGGGUACUGCUCAACGAACGGGAUAG
Pleurotus ostreatus (oyster mushroom) is the source of this 2592-nucleotide messenger RNA. It is a transcript of the gene NIP1, whose product is annotated as Translation initiation factor 3 subunit c. Bases 1 to 2592 code for a protein of 863 amino acids. Gene Ontology annotation, molecular function: RNA binding; translation initiation factor binding; translation initiation factor activity. The transcript has 7 exons. Gene Ontology annotation, cellular component: eukaryotic translation initiation factor 3 complex. The record is from RefSeq and is a predicted model, not a curated record. Lineage: Eukaryota; Fungi; Basidiomycota; Agaricomycetes; Agaricales; Pleurotaceae. Gene Ontology annotation, biological process: translational initiation.